GAGAUUCCCUUCCAUGUGAACUGAAAGCCGUAAAAUUCACAAAAAUGACGACUCCAACAGACCUCUCAGAUUACUCACCAUCCGCUACCAUAACCCCCUUCGACUGCCCGGUUCCCUUGCUCCGCGGACCGGUUCCGGCCAGUCCGUCCGACGACCCAUCGGCAGGUCCGUUCGUUCUUGCAUUCCGAGACUCUCGAGCCUGGAGAUCCGCCUUCAAAGCCUGCGAAUCCAAAAUCAUCGAGCAGUGCGAGGCCGGAGCAAGGAUCGGGUGUGCCGUCAGCGCAUCGAGCAAGUGUGGACCGCCCUGGUGGUGGGCUCUGAUUGGCCGAAGCCCUCCGAGCCUGGCGGAGAGGGAAGAGUGCGAAGAGCGUGAAAUGGCGGCCUGUGUUGCGGCUUCCAAGGAGAAGUGUGUGAAGUUUGCUAAGGACAAGUGUUUGGGUCCGUUCAGAGAUGCGAGAAUUGCGGUGAAUGGGAGGGAUUUGACGAGGAAGAAGAAGAGGGAAGCAGUGGAGUUGAUUUUUUGGGCUUCCAUGGGUGGGAGAAGAAAUUCAAUUGGAUUGGAGAAUUUGGGGUCUUGGGUUUUGUCGAAAUGCAAACUUGGAGAGACCAACUACAGGGGAAGUGAUUUACUAGAUACUCAAAAUGUUGAAAAUUCCUUGUGUUUGAGGUGAAUUGUUGGGAAAGAACAAGGGUUUUGUGGCGUUUUGGAUUUUUGUUUGAGGUGAAUUGUUGGUAAUGGAACAUGGGUUCUGUGGCAUUUGAUAUUUUUCAUUUUUUGGUUUUUUGUGGGGGUCAAGAAGUAGAGAAGAAUGAUUUCUUUCAGCUGGUUUGGGGGCAUUGGGGAUUGGUGAAUGAAAAGAAGGUGAUGAAGAAAGGGGAUUUCAGAGUUCAUUACUGGGUUUUAAGGACUCGUACAGUUGGAAUGAAAAAUUAUAGAGGAAGUGAUUUAGUAGGCUGUGAAAGCUGAGAAGGGGGUGGGGGCGGGUGUGUUCAAGGAGUAGAAAAGAAUGAUUCCUUUUAGCUGGUUGGGGGGCAUUGGGGAUUGGUGAGUGAAAGGAAGGUGAUGAAGAAAGGGAUUUCAUAGUUGAUUAUUGGGUUUUGUUGGAUGGGAUUAUGAGGUUUAGUUUUAAGUGGGGUUGUUGGAACUGUAUGGUUGGGGUGGCAAAUUAUAGAGGAAAUGAUCUAGUUGGCUGUUAUACUGGUGCUGUGUCUAAUGGGUUCUGUGCCAUUGGGUUUUUUUUUCUUUCUUUCUCGUUCCUUUAUUUUUUUGGGGUCAAGAAGUGGAGAAGAAUGAUUGCUUUGGCUGGUUUGGGGGUAUUGAGGAUAGGUGAGUGAAAGGAAGGUGAUGAAGAAAGGGAUUUCAUAGUUGAUUAUUGGGUUUUGUUGGAUGGGAUUAUGAGGUUUAGUUUUAAGUGGGGUUCUUGGAACUGCAUGGUUGAGGUGACAAAUUAUAGAGGAAGUGAUCUAGUAGUUGGCUGUGAUACUAGUGCUGUGAAUGCUGAGAAUUCCUCUAAUGGGUUCUGUGGCAUUGGGUUUUUUUUUCUUUCUUUCUUGUUCCUUUAUUUUUUUGGGGUCAAGAAGUGGAGAAGAAUGAUUGCUUUGGCUGGUUUGGGGGCAUUGUGGAUGGGUGAGUGAAAGGAAGGUGAUGAAGAAAGGGAUUUCAUAGUUGAUUAUUGGGUUUUGUUGGAUAGAUUGUGAGAUUUAUUUUUAAGUGGGAUUCUUGGAAAUGUAUGGUUGGGGUGGCAAAUCAUAGAGGAAGUGAUUUGGUAGGCUGUAAUACUAAUACUUUGAAUGCUGAGAAUUCUUCCAAUGGGAUCAAUGGCAAUGGGUCAAGGUCUGAAGUAUUGAGAAGUGGGGCAUAUGUAAUUUUGCAAUGGGUUCAAACUAUUAAAAUUUGGGUUGAAAGAAUGUUGAGGAAGACAUGGAUUUGGCAUUUGGGUUGUCUGGUACAAGAAUCAGUUCAUGAGAAUGGUUUCAAAGCUGGUUUUAUGCCUGAAGAAUUGAUGAACUAGGGCUUGUUGGUCUCUUAAACUCAGAGGUGUUGAAGUUUUUGGCAUCUUUCAUGAAGUUUUCUUCUGAAAUUAGCAUCAAAAUAGAAAAGAAAACAACCAGACUUAUCGAUAUUGGACGACUGGAUAUGCAGUUUGAACAGCUCCAUCCCUUUGAUAGAAUCUUAAAUAUAGAAAUUUGGCAAAACCCCAUUAGUAUAGCAUUGUGGGACUCCUUGGGAUGAGGUAGAGCUUGCCAUUUCUUGGCUUAAGGAGUUGGAAAUAAUGAUUUUGUGGCUGGUUUGAUCCUUGAAGAUUGGUGAAUUUUUGGACUGAGAUCAGCUUGAGGAAGGAUGAUAGAUUGCUAGAAUAUUGGAAGAGAAUGUAAGGGUUGUGGCUGGUUUGAGGCCUUGAAGAUUGGUGAAUUUUUGGACUGAGAUCAGCUUGAGGAAGGAUGACAGAUUGCUAGAAUGUUGGAAGAGGAUGUAAGGAGCAUUGACGGGGCGUGGAGUCUUUCUUUUAUCCUGUUCCCUGUAUAAAGUGCGGAACACGACACUUGAAACUAAAAAAAAAUCAAAUUUGGUUUAAAAAACCAUGAGGCGCCAUGCCAGGAAGACUCUGUCCUUAUAGUCGUCGUCACAUGCUUUCCGCCAUUUAAAAUGGCCCCGCCACUGACGCAACGUUGGCCGGACGUUCUAGACCGGGGGGCGCGUACUGACACAGACGUUCAACUCCCUUGCCACUUGCCUAUUUACCCAUUUUUUAAUCUUUCGCCCAAGGAACAAGAAAAACGAGGCAAUGUGUCUUGCAGCACACGAAUCAAAAACAGUCUUUGGGUAAAGUUGUGAACACGGGUGUAAAUAUUCUAAGAUAUUGAAUCAGUGUCACAUGAACUUUGUAUUUGAGGCGCUGAAAUAUAUGACUUAAUUUGAACUGUUAAAUAAAGAUAUAUCAAAAGAGAAAAGGACUAUUAUGAGGGUAAA
Messenger RNA from Vitis riparia (riverbank grape), 2971 nucleotides. RefSeq lists its product as uncharacterized. The transcript is spliced from 3 exons. NCBI's taxonomy places the organism in Eukaryota, Viridiplantae, Streptophyta, Magnoliopsida, Vitales, Vitaceae. Bases 45 to 671 code for a protein of 208 amino acids. Gene Ontology annotation, cellular component: plastid. The record is from RefSeq and is a predicted model, not a curated record.